Molecule: messenger RNA, 456 nt
Organism: Lachancea sp. 'fantastica'
Lineage: Eukaryota; Fungi; Ascomycota; Saccharomycetes; Saccharomycetales; Saccharomycetaceae
Source: the annotation of a GenBank genome assembly
AUGGAAAAAUGGGACUCACUUGGCAUGAAAGUGGCAUAUGAAGAAGCUCAAAAGGGUUUCGAAGAAGGUGGUGUUCCCAUCGGUGGAUGCUUGAUCGAUGAAGAUGGUAACAUCCUUGGUUCCGGGCACAACAUGCGAUUCCAGAAAGGUAGUGCAACUCUGCAUGGUGAGAUUUCCACUCUAGAAAACUGUGGACGUUUGAAAGGAUCAGUUUAUAAAAAAUGCACUCUGUACACUACCCUGUCGCCUUGUGAUAUGUGCACAGGUGCCAUCCUUUUGUAUGGAAUUCCACGGUGUGUCGUGGGUGAAAACAUCAAUUUUAAAGGAAAUGGUGAGCAGUACCUAGCAGAACGCGGGUGUGAGGUGCGUGUCGUGGACGACGCAAAAUGCAAAUCCAUAAUGAAGCAAUUCAUUGACGAAAGGCCACAGGAUUGGUUUGAGGAUAUUGGCGAAUGA